Molecule: messenger RNA, 1683 nt
Organism: Thunnus maccoyii (southern bluefin tuna)
Lineage: Eukaryota; Metazoa; Chordata; Actinopteri; Scombriformes; Scombridae
Product: liver-expressed antimicrobial peptide 2
Exons: 3
Coding region: 1085-1324 (79 amino acids)
Biological process (GO): antimicrobial humoral immune response mediated by antimicrobial peptide; defense response to bacterium
Source: RefSeq, a predicted model, not a curated record
AGUUAACAUAAUGGGCAAGAGAGGAGGCUAACUUUUCAGCUAAACUAGUACCAGACAAUUGAAUGCAUCUUGGUUUGAUGUAAAUUUGUUUAGAAGUGCAAGUUGGAGGAUUUUUUUCAGUUGGGCCUUUGGACAGAGCUAAGCUAGCUAUUUCCCUCAGUGCUAAGCUAGGCUGACCGUCUGCUCUAUAAGUUAGCUUCAUAUUUAACUGACAGAUAUGAAAGUGGUAUUGAUCUAUUCAUCUAACUCUCAGAAAGACAGUAAAUAAGUGUAUUUUUCAAAAUGUCAAACUAUCACCCCUAAACAGCCUCACAUUCACAGCAGUAUAACCACAGCUUUGCAUUGUUGGCCAGUGAAACUUAUUGGAACAAAAUGGAUGGAAGUUCCUGUCUGGCAAAACUGUAAAUCAGUAGUCAUUCUGGCACCUCUAAUUUUACUGUAAUUUUGGAAAAUUAAUUCUCUUUUUUUUCUCAGCCAUACAAAUCCAAACUAGCUUCAGGUUUCAAGAAGACCAUUCAUGUAUCUACAGCAUGUGGUUUAGUGGUAAGCAUGGUCACAUCUCAGCAUGAAGGGGUCGGAUCUUGGACCUGGUUCUUUCUAUAUGGAGUUUGCAUGUUUUCCCUGUAUUCAGACGGUUUCUUCUUGUAGUCCAAAGCCUGGCAGCUCUGGUGAAUUAUAGAUUUCAAGGGUAAAAUAAAUGGUGGAUGGGCACUUGUCGACAGUUUGUGUCUGGUCACACAUGUACGGUUUCACUUGGAUACCUCCGACGUGGAAUUGUCCUCAAUUACCGGGUUAAAGUGUACUUUGGUUUCCUGCAGAUAACCUUUGACCUUGCUUUGUCAUGAUAAAACUGAUAAGCACCACUGUGCAAAGAGGUUUACAUCGUUGGCUUUGAGACCAGCUUCUCUGCCAAACCUUAGAGUCACUUAUUAAAGCAGCUACUGUAAUUGGAGAAUUAAUCUUUGACAUCUGUCAGAGAGUAACUCCUCCCAACCUAAUUAAAGCCUUUAAUAUAAGUGACAUGGGACAGCACACCAGUACAACCACAGAACAGCUUAUCUCUUGAACUUCAUCUGUAAACAGCAUGGGGACUCUUCAGCAGAGAAUCAUCGUUCUUACAGUUUUUCUGUGUCUGAUCUGUGCCAUUCAGGUCAAUUCAAUGCCCGCCCCUGAAGACUGGAAUGGGUUGAUCCAGCGGACCAAACGAUCACUGCUGUGGCGCUGGAACAGCAUGAAGCCAGUGGGUGCCAGCUGCAGAGAUCACUUAGAGUGCGGCACAAAAUACUGCAGGAAAAAUACCUGUUCCUUCUGGAAAUCUCCCUGAAGAAGAUAUGCACAAACACAACUCCAUCAGGGUGGCUGUAUAGAAAGCAAACAUCUGCUUUAUGGACCAAAGAUACCAAAUUAACCGUCUGCAAAAUUACUGCUAUGAUACUCCAGCUUGAACUGAAGACGUGCUGGCAGUUUAUGACUCUGUAUGUUCAGUCAAAGUAAUCUGAUCUGGCACUGCACUGCAGCAAAACAAAGCUGUAAACCCCACAUGAACAAUCAAAUGGCUCCACCUAGACUGAUAUGGAUUUCUAGCAAUUAAUUUCUUUAUAAAAUUUACAGGACAUCAGACAGGCUGUAUGAAUAUGAAAUGGUUUAAUAAGAAAAUAUAAAUAUUAAUUCAACGUUAUUUGU